AUUGUGUUUUUUUGCCCCGCAAGGUUUUGCAAAGCGGGAUUGCCAAGUGAUAUUACUGUUGUGGUGGACGGCGUGAGCUUCCAUCUUCACAAGUUUCCUCUCAUAUCAAAAUCUGGGAAGAUAGCACGUAUGUAUGAGGAGUCUAAAAGCACACGUGACAAGAUUUUCACUGCACUUCUGGAAGAAUUCCCCGGUGGCCCUGACACAUUCCUCAUUGCAGCUAAAUACUGCUAUGGUAUGCGGGUUGAAUUGACUCCAAGAAACAUAGUAGUGAUCUACUGUACAGCAGACUACCUUGAAAUGACAGAUGAGUAUGGAGAAGGCAACUUGCUCUCAAAGUCAGAGAGUUUCUUCCAUAAGAAUAUACUUCACAACUGGAAAGACUGUAUCUUGGCACUUCAAAGUUGUGAGACUGUUAUCCAAAGGGCAGAAAAACUUCACAUAGUAAACAAAUGUGUAAAUGCUCUAUCUGUGAUGGUAUGUACAGAUCCUAGUUUAUUUGGAUGGCCUAUGAUGAUGUAUGGUAGUUUGCAGAGCCCUGGUGGAAGCAUCCUAUGGAAUGGAAUUAACACCGGAGCUAGAAUUCGAAGCUCUGAGUCUGACUGGUGGUUCGAAGACAUCUCAUACCUCAGUGUGAGUUUGUUUGAGAGACUUAUCAAGACAAUGGAAACAAGGGGUAUAAGACCUGAAAACCUAGUGGGUGCUGUAAUGCACUAUACCAGGAAGUACCUACCUGGUCUGGGACGAUGGCAGGGUGGACAACAUGGUAUACCAAGAACAGUUACAAGUUUUAGUUUGACACCCAUUGCCCUUGAUCAAAGGGUAGUUUUAGAAUCCGUUGAAAAACUUCUUCCCCGAAAGAAGGGGAAAUCAUUUUGCCGUUUUCUACUUGGUCUACUUCGUGUGGCAUUAAUUUUGGGUGUCAGUGAAAGCUGCAAGGAUGCUUUGGAGAGGAGAAUAGGAAGGCAACUGGAGUUGGCAACCCUAGAUGGCCUUCUGAUUCCUACAUAUUCAGAUGCUGACGCGUUGUAUGAUACUGACUGUGUUGAACGGAUAAUCCAUCAUUUUAUGUCGUCAGAAUCAAAGGUCACACCAUUUUCUCCAUCAUCAUUUGACAUGGAAACAUCACCAUCAUCAAGACCAUUACAAAAAGUUGCAAAGUUGGUAGAUAACUAUAUUGCGGAGGUUGCUUCAGAUGUGACUUUAAAACCAGUAAAGAUACGCUCUCUUGCAGAGGCCCUCCCAGAAUCUUCAAGGACUUUGUUUGAUGGCUUGUAUAGGUCACUGGAUAUAUACUUCAAGGCACACCCUUGGCUCUCAGAUAAAGAGAAGGAAGAACUUUGCAGCAUCAUUGACUUCUCGAAACUCUCUAUUGAUGCCUGUGCCCAUGCAUCCCAAAAUGAAAGGCUGCCACUUAGAGUUGUUCUUCAAGUCCUGUUCUUUGAGCAGAUGCAUUUGAGAACUGCUCUAGCUGGUUGUCUUCAUGGCUUGGAAACUGAGAGUGGCCCUGCAGGUCCUGUGACUGUCCCAGGUGACAUGGCUGGCCAGAUUAUACAGAGGGACGGGUGGGUGACUAUGGUGCGUGAGAACCGGGUUUUAAAGGUGGAUAUGGAAAAGAUGAGAUCUAGAGUCGGUGAACUCGAAGAAGAGUUUAGUAAAAUAAAGCAAGAGAUGAAAAAGGUGAACAAAUCACAUAGCUCUCUCAGUUCUCCUCGUGUGGUUGCCAGGAGAAUUGGGUGCAGUCUUCUUUCGCGACCCUCUGAUGCUAAACCAGAUACCAUUGAAAGUACUGGGCCCUCCCCAAGAAUAUCAGUUGAGCAGGCACGCCCGUCCCUGCGUUCUAGACACAACAAAAGUUUCUCGUUGUUCUGAGAGCUAGUAUAAAGAAAUUGAAGUCAUGCCUCGAUACAUAGAGGCUCUGGUUGGUUCUCAGAAAACAUGUGAGAAAGGAAUCGGAAAUCCAUAAGCAGGGCCCUCGUUUCCUUCACGUUUCUGUUAACCAACCAGAAUUCUUUCAGAGGUCUCUGAACGGAGGAUGGUAUGCAACUUACCCAUACUCACAGAAAGUAUUGUUCUUUUGAAGUUGGAUUUUGAGUAGAGAGAGAAAUUCUUUUCAUCUAUUGAGAGGGGAAGUCAUCAAAGGAUGAACCAUUGUAAUUUAAGAAAAACAAAAAUAGAAGUUAUGAUUACCUGUUAUAGAAUGCUAGUCCCAUCUAAAGGAAAUACACCUUGUUUCACAUAGAGGAAAGAAAUGUUUUAGUUUCUAUUGUUUAAAGUUAGUUUGUUCUUGGGUUUAUACAUGUACAUCUUUAAGAACCAAGUUGUAACUCAUAAGUUUGUGAAAUAGUGGACAACUAUGUUUGAAA
This is a messenger RNA of Prunus mume (Japanese apricot), 2366 nucleotides long. NCBI's taxonomy places the organism in Eukaryota, Viridiplantae, Streptophyta, Magnoliopsida, Rosales, Rosaceae. The record is from RefSeq and is a predicted model, not a curated record.